ACCGCGUCUUUGUGAUGACGACAUAGGGCGUUGGAUGCAGUUGGACACAUUCUGAUACAGCUCAAACGAACUCUUAACCCUCGAUAUGAUAAAUCAUCAGGAUACUCAGCUCCUCGCCCACCAUGCCUCCCUAUGUACCCCGCAAGCGAGUCCGCGAUGAAUCUCCCUCUCCAGCCACUGAACCGAAGGAUGCGAAGCGAAGUAAAGGCAAAGACAAGCUCAACACCGCAAAGUUGACAGCUCCACCUCGGAAGCCAACCCUUUUUGACGCCCUCGACGCAACCGCCAGUCCCGGUUCCUCUUCCAAGACCAGCCUCGCAGCAUUGGCCCUCAACGAGAGCUCUGAUGAUGACGACUCCAGUUCUCUCUCGUCCUUGUCCGAUGGCGAUUUUGAAGACGUCCCGGUCCUCAAGAAACAGAAGCUCUCUAAUGCCCAGGUAGACGAGGACGAAGACGAUGAUGACGACGACGAAGAUCUCGAAUUCGAAGACGUCGAACCCUACUACCAGCCCCAACCAGCCUCAGCAAACGUCCCCGAAGUACCCACCGGCGACCUCGAACUGACGCUGAUCCGAGACACGCGCAUAUCCCUUGCCAAUGCGCUGGGGAAGAAGGGGCCCUCCAAGCUAGAGCGGAGGAUACGAGUCUCAACCCACUGUGUGCACGUGCAGUUGCUUCUAUGGCACAAUGCUGUCCGCAACGCUUGGCUGUGUGAUCCGGAGGUGCAGGGGAUUCUUCUGUCGCAUCUCCCCCCGAAGCUGUGGGAUGAGGUGGAUAGGUGGAGGCGGAGUAGUGGGUUGGAGGUGGUGGUACUUGAUGGUGGUGGUGCUGUGGCUUCGAGUAAGAAGUCACCCGCCCAGAAGAAGACGAGGGCACAGUCGAAAGAGAAAGGGAAGGCCAAAGGGAAAGAUGUCGGAGUGGAUAGGUCGCGGGAUUGGGGUCAAGCGGCGAAAAAUCUGGAAAAGGGCGCGGUGGAUAUGAGCCAUGGUGAUCCCCUGUUUCGGUUGAUGAAGGUUCUCAGUACGUGGUGGAAGCAGCGGUUCCGGAUCUCGGCGCCAGGGCUACGGAAGUGGGGGUACAUGACGUUGGAGAGGUUGGAUCGUUUGACCAAAACCUUCAACCAGGAGAAACAUCAACCGGAACGAUUUGGAGAGCGAAUUGCCAGUUUGGAAGACUUUCGCGAGUGUGCUUCGGAAUGCGCUGGAAGUCGUGAUGUGGGCGCUCAACUUUUCACGGCAUUGUUGAGGGCAUUGGGGCUUGAGGCUAGGUUGGUGGCUAGCCUGCAGCCGUUGGGGUUUGGCUGGACGAAAGUGGAAGAGGCAGAUCCGGAGAAGGAGGAAGAUCUCAACUCUACUCCGAAAAAGAAGGUCGUGGCCACGAGCGUGGCCAAAGAGACCGUUACAGCACAGGCUUCGGGGACAUCUACGAGACGUAGUGCUAGCCGUAAGGCAACGAAGAUUCAGAGAUCUAACUCAGAGCUCAUAGCAGCAGACAGUGACGACGAUCUAGUCAUUAGUGACCCUGAGCCCGAACCAACACCGCGGAAAAGCAACAAAGUCUACGAUAAGGACCUGGAGUUCCCCCAUUACUGGACCGAGGUUCUUUCCCCAGUCACCAAGAAAUACCUACCCAUUGACCCCCUUGUGAAAUCCAUCAUCGGAACCAAUCGGGAGUUGAUCGAAUCUCUGGAACCACGGGGUAGCAAAGCGGACAAGGCCAAACAGGUCAUGGCCUAUGUCGUGGGAUACUCGCCAAACGGAACGGCAAAGGACGUCACAGUGCGCUACCUCAAACGACGAACCUUACCUGGGCGCACAAAAGGCAUGCGGAUCCCUAUCGAGAAGGUUCCCGUCUACAACAAGCACGGCAAGGUAGCGAGGUACGAGCUGCACGACUGGUUCCAGACCGUGAUGAAAGGCUACGCCAGAGGCGGCAGGAGCAAGCCCGCCCUGACCGACGUCGACCUAGAAGAAGACGCCACGGACCUGAAGCCAGCCAAGCCCGAGAAGAAGGAAGUCAAAGAGGGCGAAGAGACUCUUCAGUACUACAAGCAAUCCAAAGAGUUCGUGCUCGAGCGCCACCUCAAGCGCGAGGAGGCACUCCUGCCCAACGCGCGACCAGUCAAGAUGUUCAGGAACAAAGGCGGGGGCAAAAACUCGACAACCACCGCCCAAGACGAGCCUGUCUACUCCCGCAAGGACGUAGUCCAAGUCAAGAGCGCCGAGACCUGGCACAAGCAAGGACGAGCUCCCCUUCCCGGCGAGCAGCCCUUGAAGCGCGUCCCCUACCGAGCAGCAACGAACAACCGGCGACGAGAGAUCGCCGAAGCCGAGCGGCUUACGGGCCAGAAAGUGCUGCAGGGCUUGUACAGCUUCGAUCAGACGGACUGGAUCAUCCCGCCACCCAUCGAAAACGGCGUCAUCCCCAAGAACGAAUACGGCAACAUCGAUUUAUUUGUUGAGCACAUGUGUCCUCAGGGAGCGGUGCACGUGCCGUACCGCGGCGCGAUGCGGGUGUGCAAGCGGUUGGGUAUCGACUACGCGGAGGCGGUGGUGGACUUUGAGUUUGGACACAGGAUGGCGGUGCCGGUGAUUCAGGGGGUGGUUAUCGCCGAGGAGCAUCAUGAUCAAGUAAUGGAGGAGCUGGCGAAGGACGAGGCGGAGAAGAAGAGGAAGGAGGACGAGAAGCGGCGGAAGGCGGCGUUGGGGAUGUGGAGGAAAUUUUUGAUGGGGAUGAGGAUCGUGGAGAGGAUUAAGCAGGAUUAUGGGCAUGUGGGUGAUGAGGUGGAGGUUUUUGGGAAGCAUGGUGGACGAGGAGGGGCGGGGGCCCAGGAGGAGGAGGUGUCUGAAGCUGAAGGAGCUGGGGAUGAUGAGGAUAUGAUGGGUGGUGGUGGGUUUUUGCCGGAAGGCUUUGAAGUGGAAGAGGAUGAGAGGGAUACCCAUCUCAGGUCUUCUUUCUUCCCCGUGGUGGACGAAGAUGACGAAGAUGACGAGGAUGGAGAGGAUGCACUGGAGGUUGAUCACGGCGAGGGCGAGGGCGAGGGCAACGCUGAGGAACCGGCAAAGAAGAAAGAUCCUGCGGUGAUGAGUACGAAGCCCAAGCGGAAGGUGGCUACCAAGGCGAGGGCGAGUGUUGCGGGUUCACGAAGGAGAACGAGGCGUAAUCUACCUUUAAGCGAUGAAGACGACGAGGAUGAAGAUUUGGAAAUGUCAGAUUUGGAGGACGAUGAGGAGGAUGUUUGAGCCAUACUUGUAAGCUAGGGUCGUGUACCGCGUAGAGGUGGAAGGUGGGUUGGGUGGCCUUGCUAACUACCGCGCAAUUACAAGUCACAGUAUCGGGGUUGAAGCAUUAUUUCCGGGAAUGUGGGGUUGUGACACGUGAACGUGGCCUAGCCCCCUUUGGGUGUUUCUUGCGAAUAUUUGUACAGCGCUUGUCCUCUUUCUUCCUUGUUGUAUUGUAAUGACAGUUAGGUACCCAUACUUGCAGAAUAUCCGUUCAGAUCGACCUUACACCAAGACUACAACUGCC
Neurospora tetraspora is the source of this 3528-nucleotide messenger RNA. Its product is annotated as Rad4 transglutaminase-like domain-containing protein. The record is from RefSeq and is a predicted model, not a curated record. The transcript has a single exon. Bases 123 to 3242 code for a protein of 1039 amino acids. Lineage: Eukaryota; Fungi; Ascomycota; Sordariomycetes; Sordariales; Sordariaceae. Gene Ontology annotation, biological process: nucleotide-excision repair; mismatch repair. Gene Ontology annotation, cellular component: nucleus; nucleotide-excision repair factor 2 complex; XPC complex. Gene Ontology annotation, molecular function: damaged DNA binding; single-stranded DNA binding.